Siniperca chuatsi (mandarin fish) is the source of this 3167-nucleotide messenger RNA. RefSeq names its product RAB6B, member RAS oncogene family a (gene rab6ba). The record is from RefSeq and is a predicted model, not a curated record. Gene Ontology annotation, molecular function: GTP binding; GTPase activity. Lineage: Eukaryota; Metazoa; Chordata; Actinopteri; Centrarchiformes; Sinipercidae. The transcript has 8 exons. The coding region runs from base 228 to 875 and encodes 215 amino acids.
UAAAAAAAAAAAACACCCAAAAAACACCCCAAGCGUCACGGACCGGUGCAGCAGCCGUGUUCCCAUCACGAAGAGAGAGAGAGAGAGAGAGAGCGGGGCUGAACAGAAAGCAACAUCACCGCCUUUUCCAUCCAGCAUCUUCACCAACCAACACCGAACUCGAGUGGGAACACACAAGUACACUGUCCUCCGGUGUCCAGAGUCCCCCCCUCCUCCUUCUCCUCAAAAUGUCCGUGGGCAGUGACUUUGGGAACCCUUUAAGAAAAUUCAAACUCGUCUUUCUGGGGGAGCAAAGUGUUGGAAAGACGUCUCUGAUCACACGGUUCAUGUAUGACAGCUUUGACAACACAUAUCAGGCCACAAUUGGGAUUGACUUCCUGUCGAAAACCAUGUACUUGGAAGAUCGAACGCUUUCUCUCUCUGAACCCCAGGUGAGGUUGCAGCUCUGGGACACAGCGGGACAAGAGCGCUUCAGGAGCCUCAUUCCCAGUUAUAUACGGGACUCCACUGUGGCUGUGGUGGUCUACGACAUUACAAAUGUUAAUUCAUUCCAGCAGACAUCGAAAUGGAUCGAGGAUGUGAGGACAGAGAGAGGAAGUGAUGUCAUCAUUAUGCUUGUCGGCAAUAAAACAGACCUGGCAGAUAAGAGGCAAAUCACAAUUGAGGAAGGUGAACAGAGGGCUAAAGAGCUGAGUGUCAUGUUCAUAGAGACCAGCGCCAAGACGGGUUACAACGUCAAACAGCUGUUUCGGCGUGUGGCAGCCGCUCUUCCAGGAAUGGAAAGUAUGCAAGAAACAAGCAAAGAAGGGAUGAUCGACAUCAAGUUGGACAAACCGCAGGAGCCCCAGACUACUGAAGGCGGCUGUUCCUGUUAAUGCUCAGCACCGUCCUGGAAAAACAUCAUUUACACCACAUGCUUGUUAUGUUGCUUCCUAUUGGUUAACCUGCAGUUGACUUUGCACGUUGAGAAUCUGGCCUCCUCACCUGACCACUGGUCAUCGGUUGGAACUAGCAAUAUGUGAAUUUGGUUCUAAAGUAGUGUAACCUACUUUGUUAAUGAAACUGCCAAAAAGUCUUACAACUUGCAAAAAAAAAAAAAAAAAAGAUCCCCAAGUUGCAUAUGUGGAUACAGUUUUUUUUUUAAGUAGAAAAGGAAGUUUCCCCAGUUUCUUUUUUGUAUAUUUUUGUAUAUUCAGGGAUGUCCCUCCGGAAAGGUUGUUUUUUUAAAAGAUGCAAACAACUAAGCUCUGUAUUUGAGAGCUUGAUAAGAACAGAUGGUUCUAGACGUAUUUUUAUGGAUCCCACUCUUGUUACAGGCAAAAAUGGAGAUCCUUCCCACAUUAUACCCAAAUGUUAACCACGUCAAACUCUUACCUAACCUGUUACAUAGCCAUUUUUGACUUUAUACCUACACUUAACCAUCUCAAGGCUUAUUACCGAAACAUAACCAAAACCUAAACCCAGCCUUCCGGUCCAGCCGGCCAAUCACAGCACUCCUGCACAUAACCCCUGUGGGAUCCAUAACUUUGCGUUCUAGACGUUACAGGACAAACUGAACAGUAACAUCUUGAGUAUCUAAUGCAUGCCUAGUUUUCCAGCAUAGGUACUGUCUACCAGUGUACACAAGUUUGAAUAUGUAAAUGGUAACAUUACACCAGUGACUUAAUGCACUCUGAUAAUGACUAGUCCAAGUCUUUUUUUGUUUAUGAAAACUAUUGAACUGGAUUUGUAUACUUGCCUUCAGAAUAUCUUUGUCGUGCGUGUGUGUAAAUGUGUGCUUUCUGUAUAGGCAACGUUAGAAUGCAGUUAUAUAGAGGGCCACUGCCAAGUCGUGUCAUUGUUGCCACAUUACGGCACCAUUUAGGUCACCAUUUGUUUGCAGUAUGUCAUAGACUCCCCCACUCACAACAAUAUGACAUCUGCUGUUGCGUUGUGUAAUAUCUUGGUAGUUUGUGAUUAUGGUAGUCUGCACAUACGCUGUAAGUGAGCAGUGGAGAAUCGAAGCCCUUGCCUUGUGACACAGAGGGACAUAAACACAACGUUCCCUGUGUGGUGAUCUGUAGACUUUAAUGCAGGUUCUGUGAUCAAAACAGACCUUUAACAUUGUUUCAUUCCUGACAAAAGACUAAUUUGCACAUGUAGACCUUUCAGGUUAAUAUGAAGUUAUGAAAAGCUUCAUUGUAAAUGUACAGUCACUUAAUUCAAGACCUGUCUGAUUGUCAUAGAAACUGUCAUGUAACGUGUCCCCACUGAGAUGAGAUUUUCUUUGCUGCUUGUGUUUAAACUGACUACUGACGUUGGCGUUAUGCAUUGUUGCAAUGUUGUUUCAAUUUGUUCUUUUUUCUUUGCUUUUUUUUUUUUUAGAGCCAGGUAUCAUAACAUACUGGUGGUGAAGUCAGCCAGUGUUGAGAACACUACUUUGAUUUGACUCGUCUCUGAAGUGAAAUCUUACUGCACUUUUGAAGAACAUGUUUUAGAGUUAGAGUGACAUUGUAAGUCUUAGAAACAUGGUAAAAUAUACAUUUGGAGUACUGUGUCUUAGAGUAGACUCGAACAUUUCUGAAUUGUUCACACAUGUCCAAAAGGGGGAGCACUCGUGAAAACUCGCGAACCUUUCUAACCCACUUAAUAAGCCAAAUGAUAAUAACACUGAGAGACAGAGUUGGAUCAAAUGUCACAGGAGAGCUCGACUGGAACACACUCUUUUCUGGGUUUGGGAAUGAGAGAGACAGGUUGCAUUUAAAAAAAAAAAAGUCAUAAUGUAUCAACCCUCUGUGUUGCUGCCUAUUUAUUAUCUGUAAACAGGAAUGUACUGCUCUCAUUACCGACCACACAGCCUUGUAAGGAGAGCACUUUUUUGAGGAAUGACUCAGUGGGUAUUUAUUUUUUAAUGAGGACAAAUGAUUAAUCAAUCACUGUAGACUUUCCUUUGUAUUUAUUCCCCUUACAUAUUAAAGUAGAGUCCAGCAUUAUCAUUUUUAACAUUCCCUGGAAAUGGACCAAGUAAUGCAACAGAUGUCUUUGCAUGUCGGGGGGAGGGGGGGGGAGAUGUUCUGUCACAGCUCUGUGCAGCAGACCUGAUCAGUCCAGAGCUGCCUCUCCAUUCACACUGUACAGAGAUCUAGCAUGUCUCUCCAAAUGAUUAAUAAAGAUGUCUUAUUACCGAA